Messenger RNA from Oppiella nova, 363 nucleotides. The record is from the annotation of a GenBank genome assembly. Lineage: Eukaryota; Metazoa; Arthropoda; Arachnida; Sarcoptiformes; Oppiidae.
AUGAUGGCAAUGAAGAGGCCAUCGAUAGUGAUAUUGUUAGCGCUGUUUAUAUCAACACUGGAUGUGGUGUUGAGUGACAGCAAAGUGGACGCGAGAGUGGAGUCCUUCCUGAGCACCGGAUAUGAAGUGACGGUCCAGAACCUGAUCCGUCUGUUGACGGGUCGCGUACGCGAUGGUACCCCGAAGUCGAAGCAACUGCUGACUGAUUCCGGGUCUAAUGUGUUGAUAUACAUGACCGGACACGGAGGCGACGGUUUCCUCAAGUUUCAGGACUCGGAAGAGAUCACAUCCGUCGAGUUGGGCGACGCCUUCGAGCAGAUGUGGCAAAAGAGACGAUACAACGAAGUGCUGCUAAUUGUGGAC